UUUGAGGAGGGUUGGGGGUUUGGGGGUUGGCGGUUAUUUACGUCGUUUCGUUUGUUGAUAUGUUUGUGCGUUCUUAGGCCUGAAUUAGCUUUGUUUGUCAGAGCACGGUAGCAAGGUACCACCAGCACCAGGCACUUUGACAGUGUCACCAGCACCUCACAAACACAGCUGGGCUUAAUUUUGAUCAUUCUCAUUAAAUGAAUGAGAUCCUUGACAAUCACUAAUGAAUGCAACAACAGUUAUGCUAGGUUAGAUUAUACGCACGAACAUUUUGGGCUACUGUAUGGACCCGUGAAAACAUUUGAAGCCGCGACUGUUUGGCUAAAAUGGGCGAGCUCAGUGAAAACGACAAGCUGAACCCCAGCAUGGGGCUGUCGGGCUCCAAGCCACUUCUUGUUGCUGCACAGGAUACUGAAAGAUUCUAUGGUGUCUACAUACCAAACAGUAGCGAAGAAAAUUUUUUACACGUCUAUGAAGAUAAGGUAGAGGCUUUAAAGGUUGUGAAACAUCACAAAAAGGCUCGUUUUAAAGCAUUCAAACAGCGGUCUGAUGCUGUGGCGUUUGCUGUCCAUGGAGCAGACUCUGUAUCCGCUAGCUCGGAGGAAAAUGUGCCUGUUGCACCUAGUGUUUCUCAAAGUGAUGCAGAAAAACCAAGUCUUUUCAAGGGUCCAAAACAACAAGACAUGGUGCAACUUCGAAGAGCGAUUGAGAGUGGUAAUUUAGAGUUGGUCUUCAAAACUGUCUGGGACAAUCCUCGAUUUCUUAUUAGUAGUGGAGACACUCCGUCUAUUUUACAGGAAGGGUCAAGAUACAAUGCCUUACAUGUUGCUGCCAAAAGCAAAAAUGCAGCCAUGGCUGACCUUAUUUUGCAAACUGUAGGAGACCCGGCAUUUUCGAAAUUGUUGUACGGUGGUGAUGAGACUUUGUCCGCUAGUAAAAUGGGUUCAUCUUCAGAAAGAUCUGCCAUUCUCGUUGAUUUGUAUUUAAAUACUCCAGACAAAGGCAUGCAUGAGACCCCUUUGCAUUUUGCUGCAAAGUUUGGAGCAAUCCAUGUUGUUGCAACUUUAGUAUCUUAUUCACAGUGUGACUGGGAGCCUAAAAAUAAAUUUGGUCAAAGACCUAUUGAUAUUGUGUGCUCCAGAUGUCCUACAGCCAGUGAGCAACUGAAAUCAGAGAUAGCAACUCUUCUUCAGAAUGACUUUUAUGUGCCAGUGCUUAGGGCUGAAGAUAAUUCUUUACCACCUUUGAUUGGGACCCCUUAUUCACCUAAAGAUCCUCCUGUAUUAAAUGAAGAUCCUCUCAGUCCUCGUCUAGAGAUUCAUGCAUUUGCAGGACCUAUGACUCAGUCCCAAGCUUCUGAAUUUCACCGUCAAUGGCGAACUCCUCAAAGAGCUAAUAAUUCAACAAGGGUGCAAAAUGUACCUAAAAGUUGCCCGUCUGCGUUUCGGUUGCAGGAUACUCACAAAGGGCUGGAGAGAGUUGGCCGUUGUCUUGCACUUGAUCAUUGUGUUCCGUGGAAGGAAUACUGGCCAUUCUUGAAUACAUUUGUUGAUUUGACAUCCCAGGAAGGCCUAGCUCUUCUAGAGGCACACCUGGCUAAGAGAUAUCAAACUGUAGCGGAUGUGCCAACUGACAAACUUAAUGAAGGUUCUGUAACUCCAUCUUCAACAAAUGAUUCAGCUGAUGUCAUUAGAGUAAAUCAUACUCUAGAUGGGACUGAUAUAGAACCUGAAAUUUUGAGUCCAGUCACUCAAUUGUGUUCUAUGAUGAAUGCAUGCACCAUCCUGGAUGACUCUGUGGGUUCUGGUCUUGGUCGCGGCUCACCUUUGUCCCUGUCACCCUCUCCCUCGCCCUCCCCCUCAUCAUCCCCCUCCAAUGGCAGCAUUCUAUCUUCAGGAUUCUUUGACUGGCUGAGUAGAAAACGAUGUGAAAACAACAAGACUGCUCCAGAAAAUAGUCAAAAUGAGUCUAUUUUGACAGCUUUAUCAAAUCCUACAGUCAGUCCCUUUCUUUAUGUAGAGAAAUCUUUGCAGCUGUUUGCAAAACGAAUUGCUGCCAGCUUACACCAUACAGUUUCUGGUAACUUUUCCCCACACCACCUCAAGGACUCUAUACGAGACGUUCUGAAGCCAGAGAUAAAGAGAGUUCAGAGUCUUGUGAUAAGUUAUAUGGAAGAUGCUCGCUUUGUAGCUGUUGAUUAUCAUCUCGUACAUUCGAGAAUUGCAAGUAGUGUUGCUGAGAGACUUGUUGAUUUACUGACAUGGGAAGAAAGAGAGGUGUUUUACAGUGGCUUGCAGGACAUGCUUUCGGGCAAAGGGUUUGAUGCAACCCUCUCAUCUGAUGAUGAUGAUUUAAUUACCUCUGCCUCUACUUACCGCCAGCCCAGAGCGUCCAGACAAGCAUCUGGUUCAAAUAAUAAAACUGCCAUCCGUUGUGUUAUCAGCCAGAUGGUGUGGGCAUUAGACCAGCUGCAGGGGAGCGGCCCUGAUGGAAGAACCACCCUUCCGCCCCGUCCGCAAGUACGCACUGAGAGUGAGUGUUUAGAAAUGUGGUCUGAUGCAUAUCCUUGCUUGUGCUCAUGGUUCACACACAACCAAGCAAAUUUCUCCAGAGGGUCUCGAAAAUCUUCUUCCAUGAAACGAUCGGCCAUGAACACAUCUUUGAAUGUCUCUGAUAGUCAUUGUCAUAGUGUAUCUCGGCGACUGGACUAUGCUGAUAAAGAUGAUAUCACCAAUGACUGUGAGCAUGACCAUGCUCGUACAGAAUCUCACUCAUCAGAUGCUGAAGGUGAUACUUUUUUCACCCCUCCAUCAUCUCCGAGAGGCAGUCCGAUUCCCCCAGCUUCUGAGUCCAGCAGUGAUGAUGAAAUGGAUGUACCUGAAGAGGGCCUACCUGUUUUUAUUGAAGGGAAUGAACCAACUAGAACUGAUAUAGAUGUACUGAACGCAAUAAGUUUGUGUAACAUCACUCAAUUGUCACACCCUCAUAUUUAUCGAUGGAGACAUGAAGUUUUAUUACAUCCAGCAGAAGAAAGGAAGAGGUGGCAGACUCGGAGAGCAAGACAUCUUAAUGAAACACCCCCAUCAGGCUCCUUUCCAACUACGUCAAAUUGUAUUAGCACACCGUUAUCUAUGAAAUUUGAAAGUUCCUCCACACAAUCAUGGAACCACAUCAAAGGGACUUACUCUCCUUAUUUAUACUGUAGCUCUCCUUCUUCAAUAAAAACUGAAGCACCUUCUUCACCGUCAUGGCAUCGUAUAACUGGAAUGUAUUCUCCUUUGCCUAACAAGACGCUCAAGAGGUCAUAACAAGAGCUUGACAUCUUCCUAACUAUCAUCAACGUCAUAGAUGAUUUGUUUCUUUUCUCUUUAGCUUUCAAUGGUUUUGGUGCCUUAUAAAUCCUUCUUUUGAUAGAACGUGUGAUUUGGCUUUCAUUUUUUCCCAAUUCUUUUUUAAAAUGUACUGAUUGCCUGCAGUUAUCUGAGCUGGAGAGAAAUAUAAAGUUAGAAUGAUAUAUUAUAUUUUUUCUACUGUCGAUAGGUAUAUAUGAUAACAUUGAUUAUGAAACUUAUCUUAAGCAUUCUUUAAAGUUAACCAUUCAAUGUAAAAUUGUUUUUAGUUACCUGAAGUCUGUCCAUUGCCCCUUGUACAAAUACUUCUUGUCUCAUUUUAAUCUGCUCUGUAAAAAGUGUUCAAAACAAAAAAAAAUGUUAUAUUUCAUAUUUUAAAAUAUUGAAACCAUUGCUGGGACUGCUACUAAAUCAGCUUUUUACCAGAGUGGAGUCGCCAUAAGGACGUGUACUGUUUGGUUCACCUUCGUGCACAUUUUACAUUUCCCUCAGAUUUCCAUCAUCUGAUCAUAUGUUUUAAAAUUAAAGGCUCGGAGUCUUCUUAUUUGAAUGCCAUUCCUUUGAAUUGUGCACAGUAUUGACUGUGCUGAUACUAUCAUAGAGGAAAUGUUAAAUUAUUUUAUUUUUAAUACUAAGAAGUUUCAGUUAUGAAGAAACUGUAAAAAGGAAUUUCCUCUUCAUUCAUUAUAGGGGUAGUUCUUUAUUCAUGUGAGCUGUGCAGCAAAAAGAUUCUUCCACAUCACUUUUAAGCCUUUUCUCCCAAUUGAAGUCUGUUGAUCACCCUUUCUCAUCUUUUUUUUUGUAGCACCUAAUCCAUGGUUGUGAAUGUUUGUAUAUUUGUUUGUACUUUACUUGCUUUUUAACUAAGUGCAGAGGGAAUCAAAAUGUCCUCUAGCUGUGAUUUGGAGGAAAUCUUUCCAAUGCUGGAAUGUUGGGCACAGGGCCCAUUUUACUUUGUGUACUGAUGAACUUCCAUGAAUAUUUGGAGCUUCUCAUUCGUUUGAAUCUUUAUUGGUGGUGACAUUGGUUCUGUUUUCUCAUGAUACCAAAUAUUGCCACCAAGUCUGUUAUUUAUUGUAAUUCUUGUUAUAUUCUUCUCGCAACUGACUUGCUCUGCAGUAACUCCAUUUUGUCAUCUUUUAUUCUUCUCUGUCAAGAGUAUGUUGAAGACUGAUCUAACUGCUUCAUCAAGAACCAUGCCAAGUGUUCCCUGCCAAGUAUGUGUGGUGUUUUAAUGCUCUUUAUACCCUGUGAUAUUGUAAAUAUGAAAUCUUCAUUAAAAGGUGUAAAUGAAUAUUGCCGUAAAA
This is a messenger RNA of Thrips palmi, 4657 nucleotides long. RefSeq names its product ankyrin repeat and LEM domain-containing protein 2 (gene Ankle2). Bases 327 to 3308 code for a protein of 993 amino acids. NCBI's taxonomy places the organism in Eukaryota, Metazoa, Arthropoda, Insecta, Thysanoptera, Thripidae. Gene Ontology annotation, molecular function: protein phosphatase 2A binding. Gene Ontology annotation, cellular component: endoplasmic reticulum. Gene Ontology annotation, biological process: negative regulation of phosphorylation. The record is from RefSeq and is a predicted model, not a curated record. The transcript has 15 exons.